Molecule: messenger RNA, 5721 nt
Organism: Enterobius vermicularis (human pinworm)
Lineage: Eukaryota; Metazoa; Nematoda; Chromadorea; Rhabditida; Oxyuridae
Source: the annotation of a GenBank genome assembly
AUGGCGUUUGAUAUGGAAUGCGAGAAGGAUCCGGGGUGGCAGUAUUUGCGGCUUUCCCGGGAACAAAUGGCUAAAGAACAAUCGCGUCCUUAUGACUCAAAGAAGAAUUGCUGGGUGCCCGAUCCUGAGGAAGGCUACAUUGCUGCUGAAGUCACGAGCACCAAAGGAGACACCGUUACAGUGAUCACAGCUCGUGGUAAUGAGCAGACGAUGAAAAAAGAUUUAACUCAAGAAAUGAACCCUCCAAAGUUUGAAAAAACGGAGGACAUGUCAAAUUUGACAUUCCUUAACGAUGCAUCGGUUUUGCACAACCUUCGAUCUCGAUAUGGUGCCAUGUUAAUUUACACGUAUUCUGGAUUGUUCUGUGUCGUAAUCAACCCAUACAAAAGGCUACCAAUUUACACAGACUCAGUCGCAACAAUGUACAUGGGAAAAAGGCGUACAGAAAUGCCGCCUCAUUUGUUCGCUGUCUCUGAUGAAGCCUACAGAAACAUGCUGCAAAAUCAUGAAAAUCAAUCCAUGCUGAUUACCGGUGAAUCUGGUGCUGGAAAAACAGAAAAUACCAAGAAGGUUAUUGCGUAUUUUGCCGUUGUCGGUGCUUCCCAAAGUAAGUCGCAGGGAGACAAAAAGGUUACAUUAGAAGACCAAAUUGUCCAAACAAAUCCUGUAUUAGAAGCUUUCGGUAAUGCGCGAACUGUCCGAAACAAUAACUCGUCACGUUUCGGUAAAUUCAUCCGAAUCCACUUCUCCAAACUGGGCAAAGUUGCGUCUUGCGACAUCGAACAUUACCUGUUAGAAAAAUCUCGUGUAAUUCGUCAGGCUCCUGGUGAACGUUGUUACCAUAUUUUCUAUCAAAUAUACUCCGACUACCUUCCAAAUCUCAAAAAAGAUCUUCUGUUGGACAAACCUCUUAGAGAAUACUGGUUUGUUGCGCAAGCAGAACUGACUAUUGAUGGUGUGAAUGACAAAGAAGAGCAUCAACUUACCGAUGAAGCUUUCGACAUCCUUAACUUCUCUCCAGAAGAAAAACAAAAUUGCUACAGACUUGUUGCUGCCAUCAUGCAUAUGGGUAACAUGAAAUUCAAGCAAAGACCUCGUGAAGAACAGGCUGAACCUGAUGGAACAGAUGAAGCAGAAAAAUCUGCUAAUUUAUACGGUGUUGAUGCUGAAGAAUUUCUGAAAGCCCUGACCAGACCACGUGUUAAAGUCGGUACCGAAUGGGUUAACAAAGGUCAGAAUGUAGAUCAGGUCAAUUGGGCAGUUGGUGCUAUGGCUAAAGGUAUCUAUGCCCGUAUGUUCCACUGGUUGGUCAAAAAAUGCAACGCUACUCUUGAUCAAAAGGGUAUCCCUCGAGACUACUUUAUCGGUGUUUUGGAUAUUGCUGGCUUUGAAAUUUUCGACUUCAACUCUUUUGAGCAACUUUGGAUCAACUUCGUAAAUGAGAAGUUGCAACAGUUCUUCAACCAUCACAUGUUCGUCCUGGAGCAAGAAGAAUACGCUCGUGAAGGAAUCGUUUGGACAUUCAUUGACUUCGGUCUUGACUUGCAAGCCUGUAUCGAGCUGAUUGAAAAACCUUUGGGUAUUAUUUCAAUUCUGGAUGAAGAAUGUAUUGUACCAAAGGCUACCGACAUGACUCUCGCUCAGAAACUUGUGGACACCCAUCUUGGGAAACAUCCUAACUUUGAAAAACCUAAACCACCAAAGGGUAAGCAGUCAGAAGCUCAUUUCGCUAUGAAGCAUUACGCUGGCACCGUAAGAUACAAUGUUACAAACUGGCUAGAAAAGAAUAAGGAUCCUCUAAAUGAUACUCUUGUUGCCUGCCUCAAAGCAUCCAAAGGAAACAGCUUGCUAAACGAAUGCUGGAAGGAUUACACAACCCAAGAAGAAGCAGCUGCACAGGCCAAAGGUGGCGGCGGAAAACGUAAAGGCAAAUCUGGUUCAUUUAUGACAGUGUCCAUGAUGUACCGUGAAUCAUUGGAUAAUCUUAUGAAUAUGUUACACAGAACGCAUCCACACUUCAUCAGAUGCAUCAUUCCAAACGAAAAGAAGACUUCUGGUCUUUUGGACGCAGCUUUGGUACUGAACCAGUUGACAUGCAACGGUGUGCUGGAAGGUAUUCGUAUCUGCCGUAAAGGCUUCCCUAACAGAAUGUUACAUGGAGACUUCAGAGAUCGUUACGCAAUGCUUGCCAGCAAAGAGGCAAAAAGCGAUCCAGAAGAGAAGAAGUGCGCUGAGGCUGUCCUUAGCAAAUUGAUAAAUGAUGGGUCUUUGAAAGAAGAGAACUUCCGUGUUGGUAAAACAAAAGUGUUCUUCAAAGCCGGUAUUCUAGCUCAUCUUGAAGACCUUCGAGAUGAAAAACUGGGACAGAUUAUCACUGGCUUGCAAGCACAAAUCAGAUGGUUUUGCACGCAGAUCGAUUGUCGACGUCGUGCCUUCCAACGAGCUGGACUUGUCACUCUUCAAAGAAACAUCCGUGCAUGGAGUAUUUUACGUACAUGGGAUUGGUAUUUGCUGUACGGCAAAAUCAAGCCAAUGCUUAAGUGCGGUAAAGAACAGGAAGAAAUGGAUAGAAUGAACAAACAAAUCCAGGAACUUGAGCAGAAGAUUGCUGAAGAAGAAGCUGCACGUAAAGCUCUUGAAGGAAAAUCCACAGAAGCUUUGGAAGAACGAAAUAAGGUAUUUAGCGAAUUGGAAGAAGCAAAAGCGAAGUUGUCAGAUGAACUUCGCGACCGCGUAGGUGACCAGGAAGAUCGUAAUGCUGAUAUCACCAGAGCUAAAAAGAAGGUUGAAUCUGAGGUCGAAAACUUGAAGAAAACAAUUGCUGAGUUGGAGGCCCGCCUAGAGAAGACUGAUGCGGAAAAGCAAAGUAAGGACCAGCAAAUACAGAUUUUGCAAGAAGAGAUGCAGCAGCAAGAUGAACUCAUUGCGAAAUUGAAUAAGGAAAAGAAACAUCAAGAAGAAAUAAACCGAAAACUUAUGGAAGACCUACAAUCUGAAGAAGACAAAGGGUCUCAUACAAACAAAGUUAAGGCUAAGUUGGAACAGAAUCUGGACGACUUGGAAGACAGUUUAGAACGUGAGAAACGUCUACGCAGCGACAUUGAAAAACAGAAACGCAAGGUUGAAGGUGAACUGAAAGUUGCUCAAGAAAAUAUUGAUGAGAUCAACAGGCAAAAACAUGAUCUAGAAGGUAAUUUGAAGAAGAAGGAGACAGAAGCUCAAGCCAUUGCUGUGAGACUCGAAGAAGAACAAGACUUGGUAAACAAGCUGAAGAAACAGAUAAAAGAGAUACAGGGACGUAUUUCUGAACUGGAAGAGGAACUUGAAAAUGAACGGCAAUCUCGAGCUAAAGCUGACCGCAUAAAGAGCGACUUGCAACGAGAACUGGAAGAACUUGGGGACAGAUUAGAUGAACAGGGUGGAAUGACAGCUGCUCAAGUUGAAGUAAACAAGAAACGUGAAGCAGAACUUGCUAAAUUGAGGCGCGAUCUUGAAGAGGCUAAUAUGAAUCAUGAAAACCAGCUUGCUGCUAUUCGUAAAAAGCAUAAUGACUCUGUUGCUGAACUUGGGGAUCAAAUAGAGCAAGCACAAAAGCAGAAAGCUAAAAUUGAGAAAGAAAAAGCUCAGGCCCAGCGUGAUGCAGAGGACAUCCACGCACAAAUUGAAUCUGAAUCUGCUAGCCGCAUGAACAGCGAAAAACUUGCUAAGCAGUAUGAAAUGCAAAUAUCUGAACUGCAAGCAAAGUGUGACGAACAGACCCGUCAACUACAGGAGUUUGCAUCACUGAAGACCCGACUCACUGGAGAAAAUAGUGAUAUAGGCAAACAGAUUGAAGAAGCAGAAUCACAGGUUAACGCCAUGACACGACUGAAGGCACAACUAACAUCACAGCUAGAAGAAGCCAGACAAUCACUUGAUGAAGAAGCCCGAGACCGCAAUGCUUUGGCAGCUCAAGCUAAAAAUUAUCAGCACGAAAUUGAUCAACUGAAGGAGUCAAUGGAAGAAGAAAUUGAGCAAAAGAGUGAAAUAUUACGUCAGUUGAGCCACGCAAAUGCUGAAAUUCAACAGUGGCAGACUAAAUUUGAAAGUGAAGGACUUCUGAAAGCUGACGAAUUGGAGGAAGUGAAAAAGAAGCAGGUUGCAAAGAUCAAUGAGCUACAAGAAGCUCUAGACGCAGCAAACUCUAAAAUCUCUUCUCUAGAAAAAACAAAAUCUCGCCUGGUAUCCGAUCUGGAUGAUGCUCAGGUUGACGUCGAGAGGGCAAACACUUUCGCAAGUCAGCUGGAGAAAAAACAAAAAGGUUUUGAUAAGAUCAUUGACGAGUGGAGGAAAAAGUGCGAUGAUCUUGCUGCUGAAGUUGAUAAUGCGCAAAGAGAAGCUCGGAAUGUUUCUACUGAACUCUUUAAGCUUAAGAGCGAACAAGAUGAAGUUCUGGAGGUUAUUGAAGGACUUAGAAGAGAAAACAAGUCAUUGAGCCAGGAAAUCAAGGAUCUAACAGACCAACUUGGUGAGGGUGGCCGAUCGGUCUUUGAGAUGCAGAAGAUCAUUCGAAGACUAGAAGUUGAAAAAGAUGAACUUCAACAUGCACUUGACGAAGCUGAAGCUGCUCUUGAAGCUGAAGAAAGCAAAGUUCUUCGCGCUCAAGUCGAGGUUUCACAGAUCAGAGCUGAAAUUGAGAAACGUAUCCAAGAGAAGGAGGAAGAAUUUGAAAACACCCGUAAGAAUCACCAGAGGGCAAUUGAGUCAAUGCAGGCCUCGUUAGAAAACGAAUCAAAAGGCAAAGCAGAUUUACUGAGACUUAAAAAGAAGCUGGAAUCUGAUAUUAACGAACUCGAAAUUGCACUCGAUCAUGCUAACCAAGCGAAUGCCGAUGCGCAGAAGAAUUUGAAGAAAUACCAAGACCAAAUUAGAGAGCUCCAGCAACAAGUUGAAAUUGAACAGCGCAACCGUGAAGAAAUUCGUGAGCAGUACCAGAACAUGGAAAAGAAGGCAACAGUGUUGCAAUCGGAAAAAGAGGAGCUUAUAGUCGCAAUGGACCAAGCAGAAAGAGCUCGUAAACAAGCCGAACGUGAAGCCGGUGAAGCCCAUUCACAAUGCAAUGAACUUGCAGCUCAAACAGAAUCUCUGAACGCAGCUAAGAGGAAAUUAGAUGCUGAACUUCUUGCUAUCCAGGGAGAUUUGGAUGAAACAUUAAAUGAAUAUAAAGGGUCAGAGGAACGUAGCAAGGCAGCUAUGAAUGAUGCAGCAAGAUUAGCUGAGCAGCUGCGGCAAGAACAAGAAAGUACCCAGCAUACGGAGCGUAUGCGCAAAGGCUUAGAAUUGCAGUUAAAGGAGAUGCAGGCGCGGUUAGACGAAGCUGAAGGAGCAGCACUCAAAGGAGGAAAGAAAGUUAUUGCUAAACUAGAAAGCCGUAUUCGUGAGCUUGAAAACGAACUUGACGGUGAACAACGACGCUACCAAGACAGCACUAAGCUUCUUAAUAAACAUGAUCGCCGUAUUCGUGAACUUCAGUUCCAGGUCGACGAAGACAAGAAGAACGCCGAACGUACCCACGAUCUCAUUGAAAAACUUCAAAAUAAGCUCAAAGCUCAGAAGAAACAGAUAGAGGAAGCUGAAGAACUGGCAAACCUGAACCUACAGAAGUUCCGCCAAGUACAGCACCAGCUUGACGAUGCGGAAGAGAGAGCCGAUCAUGCUGAGAAUUCCCUAUCUAAGAUGCGA